Molecule: messenger RNA, 722 nt
Organism: Eurytemora carolleeae
Lineage: Eukaryota; Metazoa; Arthropoda; Copepoda; Calanoida; Temoridae
Product: elongation factor 1-delta
Exons: 2
Coding region: 106-624 (172 amino acids)
Biological process (GO): translational elongation
Cellular component (GO): cytosol
Molecular function (GO): guanyl-nucleotide exchange factor activity; translation elongation factor activity
Source: RefSeq, a predicted model, not a curated record
ACGAUGUAUAAGUUGACCGCUGACUGGUAUAUAAACUACCAAGUUACUUAAUCUUUAUAGUUAUCUACCCACCCUGGAUAUACACAGAACUAAGAAAACGAGAAGAUGCCACUUCAAGCUAAGCUAAGAUCCUUGGACCAUGAGAUUGCUCAGUUGAAUAUUGCUACCAGAGAUCUCCAAAACCUCGUCAAGGGGAUGGAAAGUCGAGUUAUAUCACUAGAAGGUGGAGAACCCAACGAGAAGAUGGUGAAGAUGGAGAAGGAGGAGAAGGAAGAGAAGGAUGACCCCGAGAAGGUUAGAAUAACCACCAAGAACAUCAAGGAGUAUGUGGAUAAGAUGUGCAAACAUCCAACCAUCGCCAAGACCUCCGUCCUAUUCGACAUUAUGCCCUGCGACAGCGAAACCGACCUUGAAGAGAUGUUAGAGAAGGUUCGAGAAAUCAAAAUGGCGGGUUUACUCUGGGGCUCCAGUCGCAGAUUACCGGUAGGGUUUGGUAUUGACAAGAUGCAGCUGAUGUGUACGGUGGAAGACGACAAGGUUUCAAUUGAAGAACUUUGCGAAAAGAUGGAGGCAUUCAAAGAUCUGGUUCAAUCAGCUGAAGUUUCUGUAAUGAAUAAAAUUUAAACAUUAGUUUAUGCAUAAAAUUAGAUACAAUUUUUUGCUUUUUUAUUUCUAAAUAACAAGUUCAUGUUCGAAAUCCUAAUAAAAUUGGAAAAAAAUAA